Molecule: messenger RNA, 2395 nt
Organism: Peromyscus californicus insignis
Lineage: Eukaryota; Metazoa; Chordata; Mammalia; Rodentia; Cricetidae
Gene: Tbx19
Product: T-box transcription factor 19
Exons: 8
Coding region: 1-1350 (449 amino acids)
Biological process (GO): cell fate specification; regulation of transcription by RNA polymerase II; heart morphogenesis
Cellular component (GO): nucleus
Molecular function (GO): DNA-binding transcription factor activity, RNA polymerase II-specific; RNA polymerase II cis-regulatory region sequence-specific DNA binding
Source: RefSeq, a predicted model, not a curated record
AUGGCCAUGAGUGAACUGGGCACACAGAAGGCUGGUGAAGGCACGGUGUCCCGCCUGCUCAAUGUGGUGGAAAGUGAGCUUCAGGCAGGGAGGGAGAAGGGAGAUCCUACGGAGAAGCAACUUCAGAUCAUCCUGGAGGAUGCCCCACUCUGGCAGAGAUUCAAGGAAGUUACUAAUGAAAUGAUCGUGACCAAGAAUGGCAGACGGAUGUUCCCUGUCCUGAAGAUUAGUGUUACAGGACUGGACCCCAAUGCCAUGUACUCCCUCCUGCUGGACUUUGUCCCGACCGACAGUCACCGCUGGAAGUAUGUCAAUGGGGAAUGGGUGCCCGCAGGCAAGCCCGAGGUCUCUAGCCACAGCUGUGUCUACAUUCACCCGGACUCCCCCAACUUCGGGGCGCACUGGAUGAAAGCUCCCAUCUCCUUCAGCAAAGUGAAGCUGACCAACAAGCUCAAUGGAGGUGGGCAGAUAAUGCUGAAUUCUCUGCAUAAAUAUGAGCCCCAGGUUCACAUAGUGCGUGUUGGAGGCGCCCAUCGAAUGGUCAUGAACUGCUCCUUCCCUGAAACCCAGUUCAUUGCUGUGACUGCCUAUCAGAAUGAGGAGAUAACAGCUCUCAAAAUCAAGUACAACCCGUUCGCCAAGGCCUUCUUGGAUGCCAAGGAAAGAAACCACCUAAAGGACAUUCCAGAGGCUGUCUCUGAGAGCCAGCAUGUGACCUAUUCACCCUUGGGAGGCUGGAUCUUUUCUAAUCCGGAUGGCAUGUGCACAGCAGGAAACACCAAUUACCAGUAUGCUACGCCGUUGCCUCUGCCUGCUCCCCACACCCACCAUGGCUGUGAGCACUACCCUGGCCUCCGAGGACAUCGGCAGGCUCCCUACCCUUCUGCGUACGUGCAUAGAAACCAUUCUCCCUCAGUGAACUUGAUAGAAAGCUCAAGCAAUAAUCUACAAGUUUUCUCGGGACCUGACAGCUGGACGUCCUUAUCCUCUACACCUCACGCCAGCAUCCUGUCCGUACCCCACACCAAUGGGCCAAUCAAUCCAGGGUCCAGUCCCUAUCCAUGCCUGUGGACCAUCAGCAAUGGAGGUGGGGGUCCUGCCGCAGCAAGCGCAGAGGUGCAUGCCGGUGCGCCAGGAACAUUCCUCCUUGGGAACCCUGCCGUCACCUCCCCUUCCUCCGUGCUACCCACCCAAGCAACCACGUCCACCGCCGGUGUGGAGGCCCUCGGUGAACCUUCCCUCACCAGCAUUGCUGUAUCCACCUGGACAGCGGUGGCCUCCCAUCCCUUCCCAGGCUGGGGUGGCCCAGGGGGAGGUGGACGCCAUUCCCCCUCUUCCUUGGAUAGUUAGGCAGGCUCCUAGGAGUCUCUGUCAGCAGAGAACUGUCUGUGUGUGGGUCCAUAGCAAUCGCACCUGCUGAUUCCAGCGAGUUGGGCGGCUUCACCCAGAAGGCUGGAGGGCUGCAUGGUGAUGCCAGAGACCUUCUAGAAAGUGACUUAGUUUGGCUGGUGCAGAUUUUACUUUUACUUGUGUGCCCACCAUUUCCCGUGGCUCUCCUGCUUUCCCCAAGCUUACCCCCACCAUGCUUAGGUUGUGAGGUCGGCUUUGUCCGUGUGCCCUGCCCCCUGCUUCCUUUUCUCUGGAGCUGCUGCAGGGUUGUGAGGAAAGCUCAAACAUUGACCGCGUGAGGCUGCUGCUUCUCGGCUUUGUUUGUGCAGCCUCGAAAAGCAUGUGUGGCCGUCAGAUCUGAGCUGGCUUCUGCUUCGAGACCUUGAGAUGGGAGUCUAUAAGGUUAACGACAGUAAGCUAAUGUUAAAGUCCAUUCCGGGUUGUUCGUAGGAGUGUGUUUGGAAUUGAGGAAAUGAGGUUGACUCCCUCACUGGCUCAUAAGAAGUGGCUCCCCAUUUCCUACAGAACGAGACUUCUGAACGAGACUUCAGGUGAUGUCAUAGUCUAAGGCCAGCCUCUACCACUGGGCCUUCCUCUGCAUCUCCAGCUCUGUGCGUUAACCUUUUAGCACCAGUCAAGCAGAUGCUUUCCUCUUCUGAACACUGCUGCACAUGCCCUUCUCCGUGUCUCUGCCUGUGCCUGAAGUAUCUCUCCAGUCCUGCCUGUGUGAAUUGUACCUACUGGCCAGGACAGCUUGAAAAACCACUUCGGUGUUCAUCGCCUUGGGUGAUGUUCAUCUUUCUCUAUGCCCUGCUUCCUGCCCCCCCCCCCCAUCCUUACCUCAGGCACAGAGCUCCCCUCGCUCUGCCUUGUGUUUCUGUGUAUCUGUCUCCCUUGUCGACUCUAAACCUCUUGAGGGUGGGACCCAGCCUUCCUGUCAUUGUGCCCAUAGCCUUGACUGUGCCUUGACUACCAUAGGUGCCCAAUAAACAUUUGCUGAGUUGAA